AUGAUAACUUAUACAGUAUACAGUAGUACAUGUGAGGGAAAGAAGUCGUCGCGGGCCUCAACUAACACGGAACCAAAGGUCAACUCGAAAUACCAGGCUAAUGAUUCAAGACAUAUUCGUAGUAGCUCGUCGUUCGUGACAAAUUCGUCAUCAGUAUGUUGCGCUUUAUGCAAACAAAGCCAUUAUCUCAAACAGUGUUUGUUGUUCUUGAAAAAAUCGCCAAAAGAGAGAUAUCAGUUUUAUAAAGAGCCUUCUUCCUGUUUUAAGUGUCUUAAUCAGGCUAACCAUUCAGUCAAGUCGUGUCCUAAAUCCUUCAAAUGUAGUAGUCAUCUGCAUAAUAGUUUGUUGCACUUCGAUAGAGACCGUUGCAAUAGUCAGUGGUCCUCAGAAAAUAAUAGUCCAGGGACAUCGGGAAUCGAAUCGUCUCCUGAAGUAUCCCAUUGUGCCGCUAGUUUUGUAGAAAAGAAACAUGAAACCAAAAAGGAAAUCUUGCUCGGUACUGUUUUGGUUCAUGCAAUUGACAGUAAAGGGUGUAAACAACCCAUGAGAUGUCUUCUUGAUUCGGGUUCGAUGAGUUCGUUCAUUAGUCGAAAGGAUGCCAAUCGAUUGGGAUGGCCUAAAACUCCUUGCUCGUUCGAAAUUACCGGACUCAAUUCGAUGCAAACGAAACUGAAUCAUGGGCAAAUAAGUUUCUCUAUCCAACCUCGUCAUCAGGAGUCACCGGUGUUUCAUUUAGUGGCUAUUAUUACAGAUCGGGUUUGCUCGGAUUUGCCCAGCACCCAAGUAAAUGUUUCUGCUUGGAAUUAUAUUAAAAAUUUGAAGUUAGCUGAUCCCAAAUUUAAUUGUAGUCAAUCUGUCGAUUUGUUAAUUGGUUGUAGUAUAUUUUCGAAGGUGUUGUUAGAGGGUAAAAUUGAAGGUAAACCGGGACAACCUGAUGCCCUAAAUACCGUUUUUGGAUAUAUUUUGUUGUCACCAACUAGCACACCUAACCUUACGUCAACAUCGCUUGUUUGUCUUUCAAAUUUGGAAGACUCACUAGGCUCUUCGUUAAGGAAAUUUUGGGAACUGGAGAACAUACCGGAAGAGCCAGUUUCAGAACCGGAAGACGUUCUGUGCGAAACAAUUUUUCGGGAAACACAUAGUCGGGACAUCUAG
Messenger RNA from Diabrotica virgifera virgifera (western corn rootworm), 1155 nucleotides. RefSeq lists its product as uncharacterized. The record is from RefSeq and is a predicted model, not a curated record. The transcript has a single exon. Lineage: Eukaryota; Metazoa; Arthropoda; Insecta; Coleoptera; Chrysomelidae. The coding region runs from base 1 to 1155 and encodes 384 amino acids.